CUGCUCCCCAGAGCCUGGGGCAAAGAAGAGCAAGAAGGGGGCAGCGAAGGGCCCCAAGGAGAUGGUGGCGGAGGGCCCCAUCCUGUACCAGGAUCCGCCCGACAAGAUCACCUCCCCCGGUGGGCAGAAGUACACCCUGAAGGUCACAUCGUGGAACGUGGAUGGGCUCCGGGCCUGGGUCAAGAAGAAGGGCCUGGAGUGGGUGCGUGAGGAGGACCCCGACGUACUGUGCCUGCAGGAGACCAAGUGUGCAGAGAAGCUGCUGCCCCCCGAGAUGUGGGAGAUGCCCGAGUAUCCCCACAAGUACUGGGCCUGCGCCGGGGCCAAGGAGGGCUACAGCGGGGUGGCUCUGCUCUGCAAGACAGAGCCGCUCAGCAUCACCUACGGCAUUGGCGAGGAGGAGCAUGACCAGGAGGGCCGGGUGAUCACGGCCGAGUUCCCCUCGCACUUCCUGGUGACUGCCUACGUGCCCAACGCAGGCCGGGGGCUGGUGCGGCUGGAGUACCGCCAGCGCUGGGAUGCCGCCUUCCGGGCCUACCUGCGGGGGCUGGAUGCUCGCAAGCCCCUGGUGCUCUGCGGGGAUCUCAACGUGGCCCAUGCCGAGAUCGACCUGAAGAACCCCAAGGGCAACAAGAAGUCGGCAGGCUUCACGCCCGAGGAGCGCCAGGGCUUUGGGGAGCUGCUGGCAGCCGGCUUCACUGACACCUUCCGCCACCUCUACCCCGACACGCCCCACGCUUACACCUUCUGGACCUACAUGAUGAAUGCCCGCGCCAAGAACGUGGGCUGGCGCCUCGACUACUUCCUGGUCUCAAUGCGCCUGCUGGGGGCGUUGUGCGACAGCAAGAUCCGUUCCCAGGUCAUGGGCAGCGACCACUGCCCCGUCACCCUCUACAUGGCCCUGUGAGCAGCCUGAUAUGGUCCCAACACCCCUGUAUGGCCCUGGGAGCAGGGCGGGAGGGGGUGGGCCAUACAGCCUGCUAUGGCUCUGACACCCCUGUAUAGCCCUAUGAUGGAGGGGUUGGGGCCAUACAGCUAGGUAUGGGCUCAACACCCCCUCUAUAGCUGUGGGAGUGGGCCCAUACACCUCUCUAUGGCCCUGCGUGAGGUGGGGGAUCCAUAUGGCCAUAUGUGGCCCUGCACCCUUCCUCUCUAGUCCUGUGAGUAGGAUGGCCCGUACACCUCUAUGGCUUUGUGAGCAAGAAGGGAUUGGGCCCACAUGCCCUAUACAUCCCUGUGAGGCUGGGGGGAGUAGAGGGAAAGCCCCCCCCAGAUCAGGGGUGACUUCCCCCCAAAAUGAGACCUGAUUCAACCCCCCCCCCAACUUGUGGGCCCUGGUGCGGUAAAGCCCAGAAUAUCAGCAGAUCCUUCCCCAUCUGAAAGACCAUGAGCCUCCCAAAUUCAGCCCUGAACCCCCAAACUCACCCAGUGACCCCCAGUCUGAGGCCAGGAGGCUCCUGAACUCGUACCCCCUGAGGGCCAUCCAAGCAGCCCCCCUUAUCCCAACCUCCCUCCAUCCUAGCCUCCAGAGAAUUUCUCACCCCAGGAACUAUUUUUUACCUGUAGAAUUAAGCUGCUGCCUUUCCUUUAAACCAGCCCCCCAUUCUUUGCAGGGGGAGGGGCACAGAGCUAUGAGGAGCAUUGAUUAAAGUCUUUGAAAGGA
This is a messenger RNA of Dermochelys coriacea (leatherback sea turtle), 1663 nucleotides long. RefSeq names its product apurinic/apyrimidinic endodeoxyribonuclease 1 (gene APEX1). The record is from RefSeq and is a predicted model, not a curated record. The transcript has 3 exons. NCBI's taxonomy places the organism in Eukaryota, Metazoa, Chordata, Testudines, Dermochelyidae. The coding region runs from base 62 to 907 and encodes 281 amino acids. Gene Ontology annotation, molecular function: endonuclease activity; double-stranded DNA 3'-5' DNA exonuclease activity; DNA-(apurinic or apyrimidinic site) endonuclease activity. Gene Ontology annotation, cellular component: nucleus. Gene Ontology annotation, biological process: base-excision repair.